Messenger RNA from Drosophila sulfurigaster albostrigata, 2241 nucleotides. RefSeq names its product lipase 1-like. The record is from RefSeq and is a predicted model, not a curated record. Bases 420 to 1622 code for a protein of 400 amino acids. The transcript is spliced from 4 exons. NCBI's taxonomy places the organism in Eukaryota, Metazoa, Arthropoda, Insecta, Diptera, Drosophilidae. Gene Ontology annotation, molecular function: hydrolase activity, acting on ester bonds. Gene Ontology annotation, biological process: lipid metabolic process.
AGUUCAGUUGCAACUCAUCGAGAGUCGGAUACAGUUCUAAUCGGAUUAUCGGAAAUCAUUUUCAACAUUAUAAAAUAAAAUUAAAGCUGACUCAAAAGUGAACAAUAAAAUACAGUUUUUAAGGAUAACAAAUUAAUAAUUUAAUUAUCAAAAUAAUGUUAUUUAAAUAAUGUUUUCUGUAUAAAAAAUCGCGUGCGUCGACGUGGCGUAUACUUGUUUUGGCAUUACCUUUAACUUGAAAGUUUGAAGUGUGAUCUUGAUUAAGCAAAAUAAGCAAAUGUAUAUAAAAACUAGUUAUCAUUACACAUGAUUCCGUUUCAUAUGGCAACUGAAUUGCCACUGAACUUGAACUUGCAAUCAGCCAAUUAAAGCUGAACUCGAUUGUGCUAACAUUACCUGAAUAAAAUUAAGCUAAUAAUAUGUUAGGAAAAUACAUUGUCCUCAUCUGGAUUUUGUUGCAUUCAAAUUUCGCUUACUCGGAUAUAUUAAAAUAUAAUUCGAGCAUCCUUGAAGAUGCGCAUCUCACAACGCCUGGUCUCAUCAAAAAGCAUGGCUACAAGGUGGAAACCCAUAAGAUUGAGACCAAGGAUGGCUAUCUGCUCGGCAUACACCGCAUUCCCAAGCCAGGAGCGCAGCCCGUUCUCAUGGUGCAUGGCCUGGGUGACAGUUCUGCCACCUGGGUGCUAAGUGGACCCCGCUCUGCUCUUGGCUAUCUGCUGAGUGAUCGUGGCUACGAUAUUUGGCUGAUGAAUAUACGUGGCAAUCGAUAUUCGCGAAAACAUCGCAAAUAUAUUCCGCUGAAUCGAGAAUUUUGGGACUUUUCAUUUCACGAGAACGGCUUCUAUGACAUUCCAGCUGUGAUCGAUUACAUUCUGAAACGCAAUGAGGAACACACACAGGUGCAUUAUAUCGGCCACUCGCAGGGCACAACGGCUGCCUUUGCUAUGGGCGCCGAGAGACCCGAAUACAUGAAGAAGAUUAAGUUGCUGACGGCACUCGCUCCAGUGGCUUAUUUCCGAAAUCUUCGCACACCUGCCACGGAUUUUCUCAAGAUUCAUGCCCAAACACUUAUCAACCUUGUACGUCUUUUUGGCAUUUUUGAAUUUCCACCAGAGCGCGAAGUUUGGAAUCGUUUGACCUAUCAAAUUUGCAGUUUUGCAUUUCGCAACACCUGCCAAUAUAUUAUGAUGCUGGUGAUGGGCAUGGAUAGUUCCCAGUUUAAUGAGACACUCAUUCCAAUACUUACCAGCCAUUACUUGGCGGGUUCAUCGGUGAAGGCUCUCGAACACUACUACCAGCUUUUGCUAACCGGCGGCUUUUAUAAGCUUAAUUAUUUGAAUCCUACGGUCAACAUUAGAAAAUAUGGCACAAAAUAUCCUCCCGAAUAUAAGGUAGAAAAUAUCGAUUGUAAAGUUGCCUUAUAUUAUAGUAGAAAUGAUCGAUUAACAUCCCAUAAGGAUGUGCAAAACUUACGCAAGAAACUGCCAAAUGUUGUACACGAUGAAUUGUUGGCCUAUUCAAAAUUUAGUCAUUUAGAUUUCUUAGUUGCCAUCGACGUUCAAAAAUUGCUCUACGACAGCGUGUUACGGGUAAUGCAAAAGGUCGACAGGGGCGAACUUUAGUUAAUCUGAAAAAAAUAAGAAUUUAUCGAUAUAUAUAUAUAUAUAUAUAUAUAAAGGAAACCUUCAAUUAAGUUGUUUAAAAUAUAGUUUGAAUGGAAGUUAUUUUAGUUUUAAUUUCCGGGCCAUGAUUAAUUUACUCUAAGUUAUUACGAAACAGUUUAUUUAAUUCAUAAGACAUGUUAAAGAUAUUAGAGAUUUAAACGUAUAUCUGCUGAUUCUAUAGUUAUUUUGUUUUUAAAGGUUAUGCCUUAUUUUAAAAAUUUAAUGAAAUUUCACACAUAUGAAAAUUAUAUUGAACUUGACUGAAUAGUGCAUCAAAUACAAUAUACUAAAGAUAAUUGACAAAUUAGUGGAAUAAUUAAAUUAAAGUGUGUCAAAAUAAUGUGAUUUAAAUACUAAUUGUUUCUGUGGCAACAUUAGCUAAUAGCAUACAUGAAGUGUAACAACGUGGCGUAUACUUGUUUCGGUGUGAAUUUAAAGAUUUAACAAAUAUACGUUGCGUUUAAUAAAAAAUGUAAUAAUUGUAAAUUGCAGUAUUUAUAAAACUUAAAUUUAAGUUUUUUAAACAUAUUUUUUAAAAUUAAUUUAAUAACAGUUAUAGAUUGUGAUAAAUAAAAAU